This is a messenger RNA of Styela clava, 3004 nucleotides long. RefSeq lists its product as uncharacterized. The record is from RefSeq and is a predicted model, not a curated record. Gene Ontology annotation, biological process: base-excision repair, AP site formation. Gene Ontology annotation, molecular function: DNA binding; uracil DNA N-glycosylase activity; pyrimidine-specific mismatch base pair DNA N-glycosylase activity. Lineage: Eukaryota; Metazoa; Chordata; Ascidiacea; Stolidobranchia; Styelidae. Gene Ontology annotation, cellular component: nucleus.
UCAAUACUCUCUACAGCUGUAUAAAGGCACUACCUGUGCAUAUUGGUCCAAGUGAACGUUGAGCCAUAUUGGCUCCUUCACAUCUGUUCGUUAAUUAGGAUAAUCCUAGAAUGCCUCCGACUCCUCCUGUAUCUGGGGGACCAGUAUGUAAUGGAACUACUCACCCACAGCAUCAGCCAAACUUCAAUCAAACUGAAAUACCACAUGGUAGUCAGCAACCUGCUUCUACUGCAUUGAUGAAUGGUCAUUCUGAAGAGGUCAAGUCAGCAUAUUUCUGUCAAGAAAAUGAGUCUGAAAGAGGGAAGAGGGGCAGGCCACCCAAAAAUAAUUCAAAACAAGAACAAUCUACUUCUGUUCCAAAUGGAAAGAUCAAGAAACGAGGUCGUCCACCCAAAGUGAAAAGUGAAGAUGUUCCAUCAAAACAGAGUAAAAUUACCGACACAAUGAAGAAAACUAAAAGAACUGUUAACAGGUUCAAAGGAGUGACAAAAGAAGAGUUAUUAGAAAAAUUUUUACCAGAUCGUAUUAAACAUGAUCUCGAUAUUUUAAUUAUUGGAAUCAAUCCUGGUUUAUUUGCUGCUUACAAAGGUCAUCAUUAUGCUGGUCCUGGGAAUCAUUUCUGGAAAUGUUUAUAUUUAUCUGGAAUGAUCCCAAUUCCAUUAACUGGAAUGCAAGAUUAUCUAGGUCUUGAUUAUGGAAUUGGUUUCACAAACAUUGUAGAGAGAACUACCCCCGGAAGCAAAGACCUUUCCAGUAAAGAGAUCCGAGAAGGGGCAAAAAAACUUAUAGAAAAAAUUCAGUUUUAUAAACCAAAGAUUGCAGUAUUUAAUGGAAAAGGAAUUUAUGAAAUAUUUUCAAAAGAGAUUUUCGGUCAAAAAAAGAAAGAUUUUGUUUUCGGUACUCAAAUCAAUAAAAUACCGGAAACUGAUACUUACAUUUAUGUGAUGGCAUCAUCAAGUGCACGAUGUGCUCAAUUCCCUCGAGCACAAGAUAAAGUUCAUUUCUACAUCAAAUUAAAAGAGCUUCGAGAUAGUUUGCGAGGAGUAAAAAGUGAUGAACCAGUCCAAGAAUUAUCGUACACAUUUGAUUUGAAAAAGGCUACAGAGCUUGCUAAAGUGCAACAUAUAAAGCAAGAGAGAUUUGAUCCCGAUUACGACACUUUUGAUGCAACAAAGAAUGGAAAUACAUCGUACCCAGUGUUCACGGCAACAAAUGGUCCUACGACUUCUAAUGUACAAACUACUUCCCAUAAUGCAAUUGAUAUGAACAAUAAUACCCACAAUGCAACUGAUAUACCCAGUACAAGCGCAACUCCGCAAACCAUGAACAAUAAUAACAAUGCCACAAGUGCGGAUGUUAAAAUUGUGCAACAAAAAACUGUGAAAGAAGAUAAUAACGUUAUGGCACGACAUGCACACCUUGUGCGAUAUUUACGCCAAGACGCAGAUUCUCAAGAACCCGGUCCAAGUCAAGGACGUAAGGGAUCGCAACAACCUGUCACUCUUAGUCCUGGCAACCCCAAACUUCAGCAAGACAUCAGUGAAGAACUCAGACAAGAACGGGUUGGGAAUUGGGUUAGGGAACAACAAAGUUUAGAAUAUGAUUCAGAGCCACCUAUGGGUAUGGAUAGGCCAGACGAAGGGGCCCCUGGGGCACAAGACGCAGGAUUAGGGGGCCCUGUUGAAAUGGACGGUGCUAGUCAAUUAAGUGUUAUGAGUGCUGGUGUGUCUGGUUCGGCGUCCGAGUCGACCUCUGGUUACGGGUCGAUUGAUGCUAGUAGUCGUAGAGUUCGGCUAGACCGAGUUGAAAUGUGGGUUUUAGAACAGCAACAUGUGCGUCGGCACAACGCUGGAAAUCAACAACAAAUUCAACAGUCGAUUCAGGCUGCUAGCAGCAAUUCCUUUAAUCCUCAAUCUGCCGCUGCUGUGAGACCGGAAUCUCAAAUUCAACCAAGCACUGUUGCAGGAUGGCUCCAAUCGGCUACGAUCCCGAACACAAUGCCAGCCGCUAGUUUCGGGAUUAUGCAGUCCCAAAGUGGCAUGACACCUGCUAUCUCAAGCCAAAUGUUCUCCAAUGGAAAUCGAGCUAUACAGAGAACAACUUCUGGUCAUAUUAACCAAGUUAACAUGGUUAUCGAUCAGAUUGUCGCCGGUCCUACAACAAGCGCAGGAAGAAGUUCUCCGUAUGGUUUCAACCGCACAGGAACACCUUCACGACGUGAUGGAGGUAGCGGGAGUUCUUUCAGCACCGCAAUUCGUCCACCAGUGCCUCUUUAUAGUAGUUGGGGAGGGGAGGGUUCCAAUUCAGGAGGAUCAGCUAUAUCCUCACCUGUUGUGCCAUUCGUGGCAAACUCUUCGACCCAUGCAAGCCCCGUACAACCUUUUAUUGCCAGUGCUAAUAAUGCGUCUUUACCUACUUUAACAUCUCAAAAUUUUUCUAAUGCUUUGUCAAUGUCAUGUCAAUCUGCUGGUAACAAUAGCUUUCUUGCACCUCAUUUUAAUCUGUGAUUUACUGUCUAAUAUUUGUAUACUCCUUGAGCACUGAUGAAUCUUCUUCUGUUGCCGUAGAUACGUCUGACCGCGAUCCACAUCCCAAUAUCUUUUGUGGACGAAUCAGUAAGUAUUUAGUUUCAAAUUCAUACAUUGCAACAAAAUGCAAUUUUUGAAUUUCUGACUGUUUCUGAUUAUUUUCUAUUUCCAUAUUAUCUUGUUUUAAAACCUGCUAGAAACCUAAUACAUUGGUGGACAAAUCUAAUAUUUCAAAUUCCAGAAUUGUAAGAAAGCACAAUUUCUAGUCUGAUUUCUAACCAUUUAAAUGAUUUAAAAUUCUUUAAUUAUUUUGUUUUGAAAUUUGCAGCAAACCUAAACAUUAGUAAAUUGGUCUAAAAAUUAAAAAAAAAACGCUACAAACUUAGUAGGUUAAACUCAGAAAAGUUAUAUUAUUUCGUAUUCAACCUAUUCCUUCUAAAUGAUGGUGCUUUUGGUCACGGAACUCUGUAGUUCUC